CAUUUAUUAAUGCUACUAUAAAAUAUUAUUGUUCUCACUUCUCAUGAUAUAAUUUUUCAGAACGCUUGGGAUUUGGAGACAAGCUAUGAAAUGCAGACGACGCCCGGAUUUGAUAGAGCGGUGCCCAAAAAUGGAAGGCAAGAACUAAUAGAAGAAACCAUCUCAGGAGAAAUUUUCUGAGAAGGAUGAAAGAAUAUAGAGAAAAAGAUCGUCCUAUAAUUUACAUGGACGAAACAUACAUCCAUUCAUCACAUACGCAUGAAAAGAGUUGGAGCGAUAAUACCAAUGAGGGCCUUGACAGGCCAGUUUCAGAAGGACAUUUGAUUGUUUAUUAAUUAUAUAACAGGUGUGGAAACAUAA
Acanthoscelides obtectus is the source of this 360-nucleotide messenger RNA. The record is from the annotation of a GenBank genome assembly. NCBI's taxonomy places the organism in Eukaryota, Metazoa, Arthropoda, Insecta, Coleoptera, Chrysomelidae.